AAGCGUCCUGGACUGUUCCUUUCUUCCCGAUCAGCCACAGCCUUUGUCAGGCUCGGGUUAUGUAUGACUUUGCUGCUGAACCUGGAAACAAUGAGCUGACAGUCAGCGAAGGGGAAAUCAUCACAGUUACAAACCCGAAUGUUGGUGGUGGAUGGCUGGAAGGAAGAAACAACAAAGGAGAACAAGGGCUUGUUCCUACAGACUAUGUGGAGAUUUUACCCAGUGAUGGAAAAGAUCCGUUUUCUUGUGGAAAUUCUGUGGCGGACCAAGCUUUCCUCGAUUCCCUCUCAGCAAGCACUGCUCAGGCCAACUCGUCUUCUGCCAAUAGCAACAGCCAGGUUGGUGGUGGCAAUGACCCUUGGUCAGCCUGGAACGCCCCCAAAUCUGGGAACUGGGACAGCUCAGAUGCCUGGGGCACCAGGACAGAUGGGGCUGGUGCCCAGAGAAACAGCACUAACAACUGGGAUGCUGCCUUCGGCCACCCGCAGGCCUACCAAGGACCAGCAACUGCAGACGACGAUGAGUGGGACGAAGAGUGGGAUGACCCCAAGUCCUCAUCCUCGUACUUUAAGGAUUCAGAAUCAGCUGAAGCAGGGGGACUCCAGCGGGGAAACAGCCGUCCAGGUGCUUCUUCCAUGAAGCUGCCCCUUAACAAAUUUCCUGGAUUUGCAAAGCCUGGCAUAGAACAGUACUUGUUGGCCAAGCAGCUAGCAAAACCCAAAGAGAAAAUCCCCAUCAUUGUUGGCGAUUAUGGCCCAAUGUGGGUCUAUCCUACCUCUACUUUUGACUGUGUGGUAGCGGAUCCCCGGAAAGGCUCCAAAAUGUACGGUCUGAAGAGCUACAUUGAGUACCAGCUAACACCCACUAACACUAAUCGAUCUGUAAACCACAGGUAUAAGCACUUUGACUGGUUGUAUGAGCGUCUCCUAGUCAAGUUUGGGUCUGCCAUUCCGAUCCCUUCUCUUCCAGACAAGCAGGUGACAGGUCGCUUUGAAGAGGAAUUUAUCAAGAUGCGCAUGGAGCGACUCCAGGCCUGGAUGACGAGGAUGUGUCGGCAUCCCGUGGUGUCGGAGAGCGAAGUUUUCCAGCAGUUCCUGAACUUCCGAGAUGAGAAGGAGUGGAAAACUGGAAAGAGGAAGGCUGAGAAAGAUGAGCUGGUGGGAGUUAUGAUAUUUUCCACAAUGGAACCAGAGGCUCCUGACUUGGACUUGAUAGAAAUAGAACAGAAGUGUGACGCUGUGGGGAAGUUCACCAAGGCCAUGGAUGAUGGUGUGAAGGAACUGCUCACCGUGGGGCAGGAGCAUUGGAAACGCUGCACAGGGCCCUUACCCAAGGAGUACCAGAAGAUCGGGAAGGCUCUGCAGAGUUUAGCCACAGUGUUCAGCUCCAGCGGUUACCAAGGUGAGACAGAUCUGAAUGACGCAAUAACAGAAGCUGGGAAGACGUAUGAGGAGAUCGCCAGCCUUGUGGCGGAGCAGCCAAAGAAGGACCUACACUUCCUGAUGGAGUGCAACCAUGAGUACAAAGGCUUUCUCGGCUGCUUCCCAGACAUCAUCGGAGCUCACAAGGGAGCAAUAGAAAAAGUGAAGGAAAGUGAUAAGCUGGUUGCAACCAGUAAAAUCACCCCCCAGGACAAGCAGGCGAUGGUGAAGCGAGUCGGCACCAUGUCGUAUGCUUUGCAAGCUGAGAUGAAUCACUUCCACAGUAACCGGAUCUACGAUUACAACAGCGUUAUCCGCCUCUACCUGGAGCAGCAAGUGCAGUUCUAUGAAACGAUCGCAGAAAAGCUGAGGCAGGCCCUCGGCCGCUUUCCGGUUAUGUAGACCUGGACGGAACACACAGCGAACUCCGAAGUGCUUCUUCUGACCUGAGCAAUGCAAUUCCAUUUAUUUCCCCUGUCAUAAGAGAGAGAAAGAAAGGAAGAAAACCAAAAAAGAAAUAAGUUGACAAAAACCUGUUUCUGCCAUUAGCCAGCCUAAAUGAAUAGUUACUUGGGGAUAGCCUUCUUUGGUUCAUUUCGACACGUAUUAGUUACCCAAUGGAAAAUGUCUAUUUUUGGAAAAUACUUAAAUUUAUCAAGAUUUUGAAUGGAGAAAUAGGGGUUGCUCCUCCUAAUAUUUUACAUAGAAUCGUAAUUUAUGCAUUACCCAUGAUCUUUCAAGUUCUUACCCAAUAUCAGAUAAUUAAUACUAAUUGCUUUCUUAAAAAUAAGAAAUAUGCCAGAAUAAAAAAAAUAUAUCUUUAUAUUUUUAUAACUCUUUCAGUCCUUUGGGGUUCCUGUCUGCUUAGAGAAGUCCGCACUCCCCCACUGGCAUAGCUUCAAUUCAAAUGCUCAGAGUAGGCGGGGAGGUAGGGAGGGUCCUACACCCUCCAGGUGCAUGGAGGGUAGGCCAGCACAGGUCCCAUUUGGUAGGGAGGGCGGGAGUAGACCCACCUGCCCACUACUGCCACAGGGUCGUUGUUCUGUGCUGCUCUCCAGGUCAGCACUGUCUUUGCACUCCCUCCUUGUUGGAGAAGAGUGAGUCAGGAAAGGCGAGGGGUCUGUCCCCGCUACCCCAGGUGGGUAGCCACACUGACUCCUAGGCCCAGGAGCUCCUGGGGAAGGGAUAGUGAGCCUCCUCAAGAGCACCCACCUCCACUCUCAUCCCCUCAGCUGUCUACCCGACGGUAGAGGAGGUGCUGGUGGUCUCCUGCUUUAGAGCAGCAGGCUGGUCAGUAUCCUCUCCGAGAUGAAACCUCCUGGAGAAUGGGAAGUCAGAGAACUGAAGUUGUGGCAGCUUGAAGGCUGUGGCAGAGCUGGUGGAGAGCAGAGCUCACAGUCUGUGCUGUGUCCCCACCUCCAGAGGCCGACAGCCCUGAGCACAAGUCUCCCCUGCAGACGGAGGCCCCUUCCACAGUUGCCUUACGACUGAUCCACUGCUUUCACUUUUCUGACCUGAUGAUCUUAUUAUAGAGGAUGAGAAGUCUGGGCCAACAUCAGUAAAGGAAACCAAAAAUAAGUAGCUGAGAAAAUCCAAUGAACAUGAAUAGGAGAACUUCUCGUUCCUCGAUAUCACGGGUUUUUGUUAAUGUUUUAUAGGUAAUUUUCCCCUACUUGAUUUUUCUUUUAUAAAAUUCCAUAGAACAGUGUUUAUGAUACAACCAUUUAAUAUAUGUACAAAUUGUAAAGAAUAUGUAUAAAUAUUUUACAUAAAUGUAAGAGGCAUGUAGAAGCCAACAUAUAAAUAAAUUGUUUAAAAAACU
Molecule: messenger RNA, 3243 nt
Organism: Microtus ochrogaster (prairie vole)
Lineage: Eukaryota; Metazoa; Chordata; Mammalia; Rodentia; Cricetidae
Gene: Snx9
Product: sorting nexin 9
Exons: 18
Coding region: 60-1823 (587 amino acids)
Biological process (GO): plasma membrane tubulation; mitotic cell cycle; cleavage furrow formation
Cellular component (GO): cytoplasmic vesicle; plasma membrane
Molecular function (GO): protein binding; phosphatidylinositol binding
Source: RefSeq, a predicted model, not a curated record